AUGGAUGAUAAUGAUAGAGCCUUGCACUUAAUUGUUGAUGCAAGCGUGUUGGUGUAUGGUGGUUUGAAUCAAUUGGAAAAAUGGUAUGAGGAUCACCAAAAUUACAGACCCGCAAUAUAUUACAUUCCGGCUUACACUUUAAGAGAGUUGGAUUUUCUAAAGAAGUCUUUCAAUCCGGUUGUCUCAAGAAAUGCCCGGAAAAGUAUCAAAUUCAUAGAUCGGGCUGUUUCGAAAAGUGAAAACGAGACAGAUGCCGAUGUUGAUGUUCUCAACACCCCUUUGCGCGAUGUUUCUGAUUUUGAGAGCUAUAACAAGACAAAGGAGGAGUUCGAGCGUCAAAAGAUGCUUUUGGAUGCAACAUUUGCAUUAAAGUCUUUAACGAUUUCCUCCAAGGGUGGAAUGAAUGCUGACCUGGACGCAAAAAGAAGGGAGGAGGAGCAUGAUUUGUAUGACAGAAUGAAUGGUUGUGGAGAAACUGAUCAUUCGAAAGAAAAAGGAAGCUUCGAAUCUGAAGAGGGGUUGUUUGUACAAGAUGUAACCCCACAAAAGAAAUUAGUUCGUUCGGAGUUUGUUCUCGAACCUCCUGAAAAAGCUGGACCUAUAUGGAAGAUUGCAUCCUCCUAUAGGGAGAGAACACCUUUAAAAAAAGAAUUUCCAUCGUUAGCUGCCUCAGAUGGUAACCAGAUUGGUGUGUUUGGUGGUAGAAUGUCUGGAAGCUUUUCAUCCGUUCGGGCGUCUGGCAAUACUACUUCUUUUGAUGGAAAGUAUUCUAAUCAAGAUAAGGAAAAGGUUAGUGUGGUCCAGUUGACUGAGCAUGAGAUAAAGGAAAGGAUGAAAAAGGAGGAUCAGACGCUCGAGGAGAUUCUGAGUGAGAUACAUGGAGCUAAUGAGGGUAAUGAGAAAGCUCGUAUUCCAAAGAAUUUGAAGCUAUUGAUCAGAUCUGCCAUUCAGCUCCAACGUAUUGACAAUAAGAACAGAUCCAAAUUGCAAAGAGUCAACUGGAUAGUGAUAUCAGAAGACACGACUACCCAAAUAUGGUUGAAGUGUUUCAAAAUUCCGGUUAUGAAUAUUUCAGCUGCAAAUGGUCUUCUUUUAAUAGAAAAGAAAAAUACAGAGAGUAUUACGACGAAAUCAACAGCUGACAAAGAGGUUGAAUUUUCCCACUCCAUGAAGAGUAAAAAGAGCAAAGGCUAUAAAAAGAAGAGGGGAUUUAAGAAGAAGUCCAGUUCAAAGUCCACAGCUACCUCCAUGGCUGAUAAUAGUUCUUUUGCAGGAGUUACUUAUGCACCACGAGGAAAAGGAAAACUUUGGACCCCAUGA
This is a messenger RNA of Brettanomyces bruxellensis, 1320 nucleotides long. RefSeq lists its product as uncharacterized. Bases 1 to 1320 code for a protein of 439 amino acids. The transcript has a single exon. The record is from RefSeq and is a predicted model, not a curated record. NCBI's taxonomy places the organism in Eukaryota, Fungi, Ascomycota, Pichiomycetes, Pichiales, Pichiaceae.